UCUCAGAACCACAUCCUCAUCGUUCUGUAUCCGCUAUUCAUGUUCUCUUGACCAAUAUAGCUACCUACCUGCCAAGCAUGGCGGUCUCACACUCUACGCUGUACAUCUCGCUACUAAUGUUGACUUUUGGAGGGGCAAUCCUCGCUUGUGGGACCGCCAGCCACAAUCCCGAGCUUCUGCGACGCGACUCCUGCGCAGUUGAUGCUUCAAUGUUUAGUGCUGGACAUAUGUGUCUAUCUCAAGGACCAAAGCUCGGUUUUGGCGAGAAUGCUAGUGUCACUAGAGACCAGAUACCUUUCGGGGUCGGGUUACAACAUACGGAAGAAGAUUCAGCAACACCCUCCUCACCACUCUAUGAUGUAGUUCCUCUCCCUGGUAAAGGCCUCGGGGUAAUCGCCAAAGUCCCCAUUCCCCGCGGCACGAAAAUCAUCAUCGAAGCCUCUCUCGUCACAGUCCCAAUGCCCUCUCUCAUCCCCGGCCAAGGUUUCCCUCUAGCAUCUAUGCUCACCUCCCUGACCACAUCCUUCUCUUCCCUCUCGCCCGCCUCCCAAACCACAUUCCUCUCCCUACACGAUCACCGCUUCCCGGGCGACGAAGAAGCCAACCAAUCUCACCUCCUCACCAUAUUCCGCAGUAACGCGUACAACACUGGUACGUCAGAAGUAGGACUUUUCCCGCUCAUUGCAAGGAUCAAUCAUUCUUGUAGACCGAACUCGGUGAAUUAUUGGAGUGAGAGGUUGGGGAAGAGGGUUAUUUAUGCGGGGAGGGAUAUUGAGGUUGGGGAGGAGAUUACGGUGGCGUAUAUUCCGCUGUUGAAAACUUUGAAAGAGAGACAGGCUAGGCUGGCGCAGUAUGGGUUUGUGUGUGGUUGUGAGGCGUGUAAAGAUGAGAGUGCGGGGAGUGGCAAGAGGAGGGGGAAGAUUGCGGAUUUGAUGGAGGUUUUGGAGGGGAAGGUAGAGGUUGGAAGCCAGAAGGCGGAAGUUAAUGAGAGAUUGGCGAGGAGAGCCGAGAAGUUGGUGGGAAUGCUGGGGGAAGAGGGAUUAGUUGAUUAUUGGGCGAAGGCGUACAGGUUUAUAGCUGUUUUUGAGGAGAGGGCGGGAAAUUUGGAAAGGGCGAGGAUGUGGGGUGAGAGUGUCGUUCAGGAGUUGAGGUUGGCAGAGGAUUCUUCGGAGGAGAUAGAUCGAGCACAUACAUUUCUUGAUGAAUUGAAAAUAUAGAGAUAAAUGUCUCUAUUAAGAACGCUACGAUAAAUUAAUGCACCCAAGAGAUUCAACUGAAGUUCCGAACCUGGAGACGCGAUAAUAGACCGUGAAUUGUAGGACUGUGAGACCAGAUUUGUCUCAUGAAGAUAAUAUUCUUGGGAUGCCUUAAUAGCCCUUCCAAGACCUCUCUGAGAUGCGCGAGCGAUACUGGGUAACUGAUGUGUAUAUGACAGGUCCGUUUAUAGUUGCGAAAGAAAUUUCCGAACUAUGUUGGUUACGAGGCAAUACAAAAAAUAUAUGAAUUGAGGCAUAAUUGAGCGAUUUGAUGAUGACAGUACAUGACUCUAGAAUUCUUGAUUCUAUGUCAAGAGUAGAGUAAAGGAGCAGAUUUGGAUUAUUACAUGGGUAUUG
Molecule: messenger RNA, 1613 nt
Organism: Cadophora gregata
Lineage: Eukaryota; Fungi; Ascomycota; Leotiomycetes; Helotiales; Ploettnerulaceae
Exons: 3
Coding region: 78-1217 (379 amino acids)
Molecular function (GO): protein binding
Source: RefSeq, a predicted model, not a curated record